Messenger RNA from Candidozyma haemuli, 3648 nucleotides. RefSeq names its product Mhp1p (gene MHP1). Bases 1 to 3648 code for a protein of 1215 amino acids. NCBI's taxonomy places the organism in Eukaryota, Fungi, Ascomycota, Pichiomycetes, Serinales, Metschnikowiaceae. The transcript has 2 exons. The record is from RefSeq and is a predicted model, not a curated record.
AUGACGGAUGAUGACGUACCAAAUGGAUUGAACUGGGACAAAAUCCACGACAUGGUUGUCGAGAAGGGCAACAGCUGUGUCAACGGUAUUAAAAUGAAAGAUAUCGAUUGGUUCUUACGAGAUUCUAACGUGUCAGCAACUGUCGGGAGGCGAGACCUGGAAACUAGCCUACCUCCGCAAUCAACUGAUGAAAAGACACUCACAACACCAGCCUCUCCUCAGAUGGCAACCACGGUUUCUAACACUAACGAGAACAUCUCCGGUAAACUGAAACCUACUAUAUCCCCCAUUUCAGAAGAGCCCAUCAUAUCAUCCUCUAAUGGUGAUGCAUGGCAUUCUCAGAGGCUGCCAUUGCCCCUCCACCCGAGGAGACGAUCCAGUGCUGCUAGCUUAGCUAGUGCUGGUAGUAAUGGAAGUACCAGCAGUGGAGGCGGGUUCUUCUCGAAGUUGAAGAACAAAUUUCAUAAAUCUGAUAUUCCGGGAAGCAAUGGAUCUCCUUCACUACCGCCCCAAUCGGUAGCUGCUGACAACACCAACUUGUUCAAAAAAGAUUACCAGAUGCGUCUAUCGCGACAACAAUCUCCUCCCAAGAGGUCAGGUUCUCCCGCCCAGUUAGGAAUCGAAUCAAAAACAGCAUUGAAGGAAGCCAAUGAUCCAAGGCUCGAUGAAUUCGUUCGCUUUUAUAAGCAGCCGGACCUGAGAAGAAGCUCAACCAGCCGACGCAAUUCUAGCAGAUCACAAAACGGUAUUGAAGGGUGUCUUUUGAAUCCUCUACCAGUAAAGAAACAUUCGUCUACUCUGGAGCUCCCCAAAGAGACAACCGCUUCUAAAUUCACUUCCCUUUUACGCAGAAGAAGUGUCACGUCCACUCCAGGCAGUACAAGAGAAGAGCUGGAACGCGAUUCUCAGUCGCUUGAUUCACAUGAUUCGGCUACAAGCCUGCUGUAUGCGAAUACAGAGGCUCUACCUCAGUUUCAUGGGUUGAAGCCAUUGAAGCGAGUAGCGUUUCAUUCGCUGACCUUUCUCAUUGAUCCCCCGCAACAAAUACCUUCCAGGACCCCACGACAAGGUAAUGUAGAGAUUCUACCAGGCAAUGUUGUGAGGGUCAAUCCACUCACAGAGGCUGAUAAGGAAGCAAUUGAUCGCUCACAGAGAGGUCUAGGAGGCGGGUUGGUGGUUGGCGGAACUGGCGCACUUGGACUCCUAAAGAAAGAUAAGGAUGACCAAACCGAGCCAAUUCGAGAAGACGACGAUGAUGACUCACAGGACUCGAAUGACUCGAAGGAAAGUUCCGAGCAGGACAUUGAGGAGACAGAACAAGAUUCUGCUAUCAGUCAGCACGCGAGGCUGAUCGCAAUUGAUAAACCAAUGUUGCAUCACACUGCCCGACAAGGCUACACUGUUCCAAUCAAGAAAAUGGCACUCGAUCUAAUGUACACUAGAUGCUGCCAUCUACGUGAAAUAUUACCCAUUCCGGCUAUUGCUAAGCAAAUUCCUAAAGGCUCCAUGACCCCAUUGCCCAUUCUUCAACUCCGGAACCCUGCACCUUCAAUGAUUGAGAUACAAACCUUUGCGGAUUUCAUAAGAAUCGCUCCGAUUUUCUGCAUUUCUCUUGAUGGGGUAAGUUUGUCUUUGGAACAGUUUAAAAUAUUGCUAAGUGCGAUGGCAUCAAAGACUCAACUUGAGAAAUUAAGUUUGAGAAAUACUCCCAUUAACUCCGAUGGAUGGUCAUUGUUAUGUUGGUUUCUCUCGAGGAACAAGGUUUUAAGCAAGCUUGAUAUAACACAGUGUCCUCCACUUUCAGUGAACGUUCUUAAGAAGAAAAAGAAAAAGAAUACAAAGGCUACCGAUGAUGAUGAAAUGGUUCGCAUGACUUGCAAUAAGGAAAAUCGUUCAGACAUGGAUUGGUCACUAUUCACGGCAACUAUUAUUGCAAGAGGAGGAAUUGAUGAACUCAUCCUCACUGGAUGUUGCAUCAACGAUAUUGAAGUAUUCGAUAAGCUCAUCUCCCAGGCGAUUUCGCUUAAGACAUACCGGCUUGGAAUGGCCUAUAAUCAAAUAAGACCACAGCAACUACGAAUUCUCACCGAGAAAUGGGUUCUCACAGGCAAGAGUCGCGGGCUUGAUUUAGGGUAUAAUGAUCUUCUGUCACCAGCUUAUUUGAGUAUUUUGAUUGAGAUAGCAAAGAACCCGAGGCUUUCAGCCCUUAUUCCCAAAAGCAAUGUGGCCUUCAUUAGUUUAAAUGCUACUAAUCUCAGAUUCAGCGAGCUUUUUAAAGAAACUUUCGAAAAGUUUGUUCUUGAACUCCCCGGAAUAAAAUACUUGGACUUAUCAAACAAUCCAAAGUUGUUUGGUAGUGUGGCUCAUAAUGACCUUGAUAUAGAGGAAGGCUCGGGAGAUAAUACGCUGUCUGUCGAAACUACGCACACAGACUUCAGCCUACCUUCCAAGCACCAGGAGUCGAUCUUCAGCUACUUUACUUCGAAAAUACCACUUUUCAAGAACUUGGCACGGCUUCACUUGGAGAAUAAUGGCCUUUCUUCACAAUGCCUAGUAACCCUUUCACAAACGAUUCCGUUCUGUAAACGACUCGGUUACCUAUCCGUCCUCGGUAAUGAACUUGAUGUUGUGGCCGGCACUGCUUUAGUGGAAGGAAUAAAGAAUUCUAAAACCUUGAUCACACUUGAAUGCGAUUACCAUCUUCUCCCGGACUUGUUCAAAGAACCGUGCCUUGGAAUACCUGAAAACAUUGCUGAUAAACUGGUUGUGGAGCCUGCGGAGAUGUCGUUAACAGAGCAGCUCUCUCAGAUCUUGUCAAAGAAGGCGCAAGGGAAGCUUGAUGUCAAUUCAGCCGAAGUAAUUGCUUUCCUGGAAAGAGCUCAGGCAGAUAGAAGAAACUUGCAAGCUACCAUUCGAGAGUUGCUUCAAAUGCAGUGGCGCAAUGAACUUAACUUAGAUGGGAAAGAGACGUUAAUCAGACUUUUGUUCAUUGACUCUUCCUUGGUUCGUGGACUCAAGCUAAUUGACGAAUCUUUAGUACCCGAUGAACAUUUCAAUUCAACCAAUAUGAUGGGAUUCCAGCUCGUUGAGGACGAGAAAAAAGCCCGCAAAGCCCACAACGUCACUAGCAUUCAAGAUAACGGUAACGAAGAUCCGGAGACAAGGGAUUUGAUGGAUUCAACUACACCGUUGCCUUAUUCGCGCUCUCAUUCCUUAACAAGUUUAAACACGUUGAACAAGGAAGAGGGCUCUAUUUUGAAAUUACUGAAGAUUAAUGACGAUACACACCUAUUGGAUGAUCUUGAUUGUCUUUCUGGCGAGGAACUUCGUGAAAAAAUCCUCAACGUGGAUCUUUCAGAACUUGAUCAAGUAAUCAAAUUUCUCCAUAAAAUGAAGACGAGGGGGGUAAGCUUAAGAAGCGUCUUCAACCAGGCGCCAGGAUAUGAUACAAAAAAUCUUCUUGCUGAGUUUCACAGGCGGUUGGAGACUUUGAAGAGAGACAACGGACUCGGUGAUGACUGGAAGUAUCUGAAGAAAUACGUGGAACCGACCGAUGACGAAAUAGAAGUGAGGGCGAAAGAAGACGGCAAUACGAUACGCGAAGCAUUUGACAGUAUUUUGAGUAAGUUUCGGCCUUCGCAAAAUUGA